Hipposideros armiger (great roundleaf bat) is the source of this 939-nucleotide messenger RNA. RefSeq names its product olfactory receptor 6C6-like. The record is from RefSeq and is a predicted model, not a curated record. Gene Ontology annotation, cellular component: membrane. Gene Ontology annotation, molecular function: G protein-coupled receptor activity; olfactory receptor activity. Bases 1 to 939 code for a protein of 312 amino acids. NCBI's taxonomy places the organism in Eukaryota, Metazoa, Chordata, Mammalia, Chiroptera, Hipposideridae. Gene Ontology annotation, biological process: G protein-coupled receptor signaling pathway. The transcript has a single exon.
AUGAAGAACCAGUCAAGAGAGAUAGAGUUCAUUCUUCUGGGACUGACUGAUGACCCACAACUGCAAAUUGUGAUUUUUAUAUUUCUCUUUCUAAACUAUAUGUUUAGUGUGAUUGGUAACUUAUCCAUUAUCCUCCUCACCUUGCUGGAUCCCCGCCUCAAGACUCCUAUGUAUUUUUUUCUCCGAAAUUUCUCCUUCUUGGAGGUUUUGUUGACAACAAUCUGUAUUCCCAGAUUCCUGAUAACCAUCAUGACGAAAAACAAAAUUAUUUCCUACAACGGCUGUGUAUCUCAGUUAUUCUUUUUCCUCUUACUGGGAGUUACAGAAUUUUACCUUCUGGCUGCCAUGUCCUAUGACCGCUAUGUAGCCAUCUGCAAACCUCUACAUUACCCCAUCAUUAUGAGCAACAAAGUGUGCUACCAACUUGUACUCAGUUCAUGGACAGCUGGCUUUCUGAUUACCUUUCCACCACUGGUCUUGGGACUAAAACUGGAAUUCUGUGCUUCCAAAGUCAUUGAUCAUUUCAUAUGUGACACUUCCCCUGUGCUGCAGAUUUCUUGCACAGACACUCAUUUCCUAGAAUCAGUUUCAUUUGUCUCAGCUGUUGUAACCCUCGUGGUCACAUUGCUGUUAGUGAUUCUUUCCUACGCAUAUAUUAUCAAGACCAUUCUAAAGAUCCCCUCCGCUCAGAAAAGAACGAAGGCUUUUUCCACUUGUUCUUCUCAUAUGAUUGUCAUUUCCCUUUCUUACGGUAGUUGUAUCUUUAUUUACAUGAAGCCAUCAGCAAAGGAAAGGGUGACUUUAUCCAAAGGUAUAGCUGUUAUCUAUACCUCGGUGGCCCCUUUACUAAACCCUUUCAUUUACACUCUAAGGAACCAGCAAGUGAAACAAGCCUUCAAGGAUACACUCCAAAAGAUUUUCUUUUUCUUCAAAAAGUGA